Molecule: messenger RNA, 1143 nt
Organism: Grosmannia clavigera kw1407
Lineage: Eukaryota; Fungi; Ascomycota; Sordariomycetes; Ophiostomatales; Ophiostomataceae
Product: ubiquitin fusion degradation protein
Exons: 3
Coding region: 1-1143 (380 amino acids)
Cellular component (GO): VCP-NPL4-UFD1 AAA ATPase complex
Molecular function (GO): polyubiquitin modification-dependent protein binding
Source: RefSeq, a predicted model, not a curated record
AUGUUUGUUCCUAACUACGGAUUCGAUCCUCAUAAUCCCCACCGGGGAGCGCGCGGCGCCAUGUCGAUGCGCUUCGACGAGUUCUACCGCUGUUAUCCCAUGGUUAUGGCGCCCGGGAGUGAGCGACCCGAACUCAACUACGGCUCCAAGAUUCUGCUUCCGCCGUCGGCGUUGGAUAAGGUAUCCCGGUUACACGUUCAGUGGCCGCUCCUAAUGGAGCUGGUGAAUGCAGAGAAGGGGAAGCACUCGCAUUGUGGUGUGCUCGAGUUUGUUGCCGAAGAGGGCCGGGCGUAUCUGCCACAAUGGAUGAUGGAAACACUACGUUUGGAUGUCGGCGACAUGAUCCAGAUCAAGACGACAUCGUUGGAGCUGGCACGCAUGGUGAAGCUACAGCCACAGUCGCCGGCCUUCCUCGAGAUUAGCGAUCCCAAGGCCGUCCUUGAACGGGCAUUCCGCAACUUCGCUUCGCUGACCAAGGGCGAUAUUUUCAACUUCGAAUACAACGGAGACGUCUACGGCGUGGCGGUUCUGGAAGUCAAGCCCGAGUCAGAAAAGAUGGGCGUCAGCAUGCUAGAAACAGACGUGUCGGUGGAAUUCGAGGCGCCAGUCGGUUACGUCGAACCAGAACGUGUCAAGGGCAGCGGAACUGGAACACCAAGAAACGGACUAGCACCUCCAGGCGGUGUCCUACACAAUCAGGGAACCAUGGCGCAAGCAAUCAACUACGAGUCUAUCGCACCUGGGACAGAGGCUCUGAAAGCGUCCAACUUUUCGGGCGAUGGUCAUAGAAUAGGAACGAAGAAGGGGAAGGCCGUGGCUACCACAUCAGGGAAGUCGUCCUCAACAGGAACCGGGACGCCAAAAAUGGCUGCAGAAGCUGCUUUGGGCACGGCACGUCGAGCCAACGGGCCCAUGCCUCUCCGACUGCCACCAAACAAGCUCUUUUUUGGCUAUAACGUCCGGCCGGUGAAGACAAAGGAGCAGAAAGAGGAGGAGGCAGCAGGAGCCUCGAAUCAGCCACACUUUGCUGGCCAAGGACAAAGCCUCCGUGAUGCGGCAACAAAGAAGAAGGCCGGAGAUGAUGGUACAUCCAAGUCCAAAGACAAGAAGCCAGGGAAGUCAAGCGGGCGGAAACCACUGUAA